UACAGACUACAGUAAUUUAAUUCGUAAACAAAGUGAUAAAAAAACGCAAAUAAAUCCGCGAACCGCCAAGCUUAGCUGAUUCGGUCAAAUUGAUAUAGAUAAACAGUGUUUAUAGUACGUUAAUUGCUUUCAAUAUUGCAUAUUAUUUAAAAUUAUAAAUUACUAUAUUUUGUGUGUUGUGAAAAAACAAUCAAUAGAAUGGGCAACAUACACACAGUAGGUCCUAAUGAGGCGCUGAUUGUUUCAGGUGGCUGUUUCGGUUCUACUCAAAAGCGAACGAUCGUUGGUGGCUGGGCAUGGGCGUGGUGUUUCGUUACAGACGUACAACGUAUAUCCCUUGAGGUUAUGACUCUUAACCCCAUGUGUGAGUACGUGGAGACGGCCCAAGGUGUUCCAUUGACGGUGACUGGUGUCGCCCAAUGCAAGAUCAUGAAUGAAGACGAGCUUUUAACUACCGCCUGCGAACAGUUCCUUGGCAAAUCCGUGAAGGAGAUCAAAAUGACAAUCCUCCAAACUUUAGAGGGACACCUACGAGCUAUAUUAGGAACUCUUACAGUAGAAGAGGUGUACAAGGACAGAGACCAGUUCGCGGGUCUGGUUCGCGAAGUGGCGGCUCCAGACGUCGGUCGGAUGGGCAUAGAGAUCCUCUCGUUCACGAUCAAGGACGUCUACGAUGACGUGCAAUACUUGGCCAGCUUGGGCAAGGCGCAGACUGCGGUUGUCAAAAGAGACGCGGAUAUUGGAGUAGCACAAGCCAAUAGAGAUGCUGGAAUACGGGAAGCGGAAUGCGAAAAGAACGCCAUGGAUGUGAAAUAUUCAAUGGACACGAGAAUCGAAGAUAACUCUAGGCUAUUCAAGCUGCAGAAAGCUCACUUCGAUCAGGAAGUCAAUACUGCUAAAGCCGAGGCCGCUUUAGCUUACGAAUUGCAAGCUGCGAAAAUUAAACAGAAGAUACGAAACGAAGAGAUUCAGAUCGAGGUCGUUGAGCGUCGCAAACAAAUUGAGGUGGAACAACAAGAGAUUCUACGCCGAGAGGAAGAGUUGAAGUCAACGGUUCGUUUGCCUGCUGAAGCAGAAGCCUACAGACUACAAGCGAUCGCCGAGGGAAAACGUACACAAACAGUCGAGUCAGCCAAGGCAGACGCGGAACGUAUCAAGGUGCUUGGUCUAGCUGAGGCCACAGCUAUUGGGGACGUUGGUAAAGCUGAUGCUGAGAGGAUGUUGGCAAAGGCCAGGGUCUACAGGCAGUAUGGAAAUGCAGCCAUCAUGGCCUUGGUUCUUGAAGCUUUGCCGAAGAUUGCAGCCGAGGUAUCUGCUCCUCUAGCGAAGACAGAUGAAAUAGUCCUCGUUGGAGACAAUGGGGCAACUGGGGAAAUGGCCCGAUUAGCUGGAGGCAUUCCACCCGCAGUACGAACACUUACUGGCCUGGAUAUCAACCAGGUGUUGAAGAGACUUCAUCCGAGUGGACCAGACGCGUCUCCAUUGGCAGCAGCCAGUAAGAAGAAAGAAGUUGCGGCUUGCUAAAACUUUUCGUAUGUCUAAACAGCACAAAGCAUUUUUAUUUAUUUAGUGAUUCUCGUACAAAAUAAUAGCACAGUAUUAAAUACUAUGAUUUCGAAUAUUAUAAUUCCAUUUAUUGUGCUGAGCGUGAAAUUUUAUUUUUAAUUUCUUUCUGUUAAUAUUUUAAAGGUAAAAUAUGAAUCACUAUAAACUCAAAAUAACUUUAUUCAUAUAAGUAAAAAUAUAUGCUUUUUCCUUUCUUGGCCUGCACAGAAAUGUUAUAUUGAUUUUAAAUUUACAUUAUACCAGUUAACAAGUCAAAGGUGUAAAGGCAAGAAGAACUAGCAAGAAACACUCCGCUACUCUUGUUAAUAGAUAAGUUUUGAGUCAUACAAAUUGUUUGUAAGGCAGAGCCAUCCAUAUACGUGAGUAUGUAUUUAUAAUGAAUACUCAAAGUAUUUUUUUACUGUGAAAAUAUCUUAUGUUGAUUCGAUUUAGAAACUUAUAGUAGAUUAAAAAAAAAUAUUUUUUUAUAUAUGAAAAAUUCGAUAACAUUUUUUUGAAUUCACGCUUGGCACACUUAAGCAGUCUUUAAUAGAACAAAUUAUUUUUAUACAAUUUAUAUUCUUAAUAUAUUUUUCUCGUAGCUCUUAGAUACUGUAUAUGAACCAGUAGAUUUUGUACUGUUAUCUAAAGUGUUCUUAAGGCACUGCCUUUAAAAUCGAAUAUUACUAUCACAGUGUGUUUAUGGAUUUUGAAUUGUCCUAGUGCCCGUAACAUAUCAGGCCCGGUAGAUCAGUAUUUGCUGUUGAUAACGAAUUCCGUUUCUACCGAGUCAAAUAAGUGUGAGGCGUUGACGUUGACGUUGAGAAUUAUUUCUUGAAAUAAAGAGGUGUAAUCAGAAACGGCGACGCUGCUCUGUAACUAUAGCCAUAGCAAUAGCGAUCUCAAUAUUGUGGACUUACACUUUGAAAACAUCCCAUUAGCUAAUGCAGGUGACAGAAUAAUGGCGGUUUAAAAAUAUUAGUAGCUUUACUUGACUCAUACUCCGUAAGGGAGUUUCAGGGUCAAGACGCUCUAAGUGUGACCCUUAUGUCAAAAAUUAAUUUUGUCAUACGGAAGACAUAGUUCGGGCUAAGUCUUGACACUGUCUCGACCUGAAGUCCCGUCAGCUCAGAAUAUUCUAUCGAUUAUUUAAAGUACAGAGCCAAUCCUUGCACAGUCUAGCGCCAUUUUAAGUCUGUGUCCCGAAAUGGCGUCGUUAAACGAAAUGGCGUCGCGAAAUUGAUUCUCUCUAUUUCAAUGAAUUUCUACGAUUAGUUGUGUGUUAUUUGUGCCAUAUAUUUAUGAAAUGUGUAAUUUUCGUAAUAAAUUGACUAUAU
Messenger RNA from Pieris brassicae (large cabbage white), 2882 nucleotides. It is a transcript of the gene Flo2, whose product is annotated as flotillin-2. The record is from RefSeq and is a predicted model, not a curated record. Gene Ontology annotation, cellular component: plasma membrane. Gene Ontology annotation, biological process: regulation of myoblast differentiation; protein localization to plasma membrane. The transcript is spliced from 10 exons. The coding region runs from base 199 to 1524 and encodes 441 amino acids. Lineage: Eukaryota; Metazoa; Arthropoda; Insecta; Lepidoptera; Pieridae.